GCUUAUUAUUGCCUAUAUAACCAUGAAGAUUAAAAAAAAAAAAAAAAAAAGAUUUUUGCGGACACAGUACAGGGAUGACCAGAGACUGUGGACACAGUACAGGGGAUGACCAGAGACUGCGGACACAGUACAGGGAUGACCAGAGACUGCGGACACAGUACAGGGAUGACCAGAGACUGCGGACACAGUACAGGGAUGACCAGAGACUGCGGACACAGUACAGGGAUGACCAGAGACUGCGGACACAGUACAGGGAUGACCAGAGACUGCGGACACAGUACAGGGAUGACCAGAGACUGCGGACACAGUACAGGGAUGACCAGAGACUGCGG
Messenger RNA from Staurois parvus, 332 nucleotides. The record is from the annotation of a GenBank genome assembly. NCBI's taxonomy places the organism in Eukaryota, Metazoa, Chordata, Amphibia, Anura, Ranidae.